This is a messenger RNA of Varanus komodoensis (Komodo dragon), 3021 nucleotides long. RefSeq lists its product as uncharacterized. The record is from RefSeq and is a predicted model, not a curated record. The transcript has 2 exons. Bases 1518 to 2852 code for a protein of 444 amino acids. NCBI's taxonomy places the organism in Eukaryota, Metazoa, Chordata, Lepidosauria, Squamata, Varanidae.
AGCAAUUACUAGCUGCCAUUCUGAUUGUGCUGGGCCUUUUUGCCAUACUAGAAUAUGGCGUCAGACUCAUCACCUUGGUAAGCAAACUGAGUCACGGUCCCCUGAUGUGUAUCCUUGUAAUGGGUGCACUGCAGAAGCACCAAAGGCAUCUGCAUAGCUUUUUGGUUUCCUUCUUUUUGGAGUACAACUACUGGGGCUAAUUUUGUCCACUGAGACCCAGCGGACCCACAGAGGCAGGGCCAGUGUGACCGGUUGGCUGCGGGGGGUAUUUGCCAAAGCCCACAGUCCAGCAGGGAGCUCACAGUCACCUCUGAAAGCUCCCUCUUCCUCACUGUGGCCACUGGUCCACAUUUCUCUCCAAGCAAGGAAGCAAUGACUAGAAUAAGAGCAAAGUCCCUGCUUGCCCUGUGCUGUCUCACUGGAAAGCAGUGCGGAUUGGCCUCAGAUGACAUGCGGAUCAGCAGCAGUAACAGUGCUAAGGAAGAAGGGGGGCCCUCCUUGGGGGCAUCUUACCAAGGUUUCAGCACCCCCGGAGCCACCUCCGAACCCAGAGCAUUCAUUUGCGUGCGCGCAUGUGUGUGUAUACACAUAUUCACAGAUGCCUGGGUAUGCUGUGUUCUUGAGGCAGUCUUGAUUAUGCAAUAAAUACAAAGCACAUGACUGGGUCUUUUUCUUGUAGAGUGACGCUUGCUUUCCUUUCCAGAUAAGAAAUUGGGAAGCAACGUGGCUCCUUCCAAUGCCAUUGAUGCAACCUCAGACAACCAAAAUCAGAUAGGAUGGGAGAUAAACAUUUCACAUGUCACUGCUCUGGAGUGACGGGUGGGCAGAGGAGGGACACUGGUGUGAGAAGGAGCCCUACUGGCAGCCCCUCCAGUUUGGCCUUGGCUUCCAACACCACUUGAUGGUGCCAUAGUAAAGCAUCCCACAACCUCAGCAUACCAUUAGAAGAGGUCCUAAUUAAUUGAGUCAAUCAAAUUGCUGCUGGUCAGUACAAUGAUUUUCUUGUUUUUCUCUUCAGCUCUGGAUGAACUCUGCUCCACUCCUGAAGAAAAUAUAUGAUUCUUUUUUCAAGAAAGGUAAAUUGUAAAUGAGUAUAAGAGCUGUGUAGUGAGGAUUAAUCCCCUUUCCUUUCAUCUAUAGCUCCUUAGGAUAAAAUGGUUCUUCUUAGUUCUUCAUACCCAUUUUUUUUUUCAAAUGGUUGCUUGCUGUGUCUUCCACCAGUAAGUAAGAGUGGUGUAGUGGAGCCAGGACUCACACGGACACAGUGCCACCUCUUUUUUCCUAGCAGGGAAGUUGGCAGCUCCUGCCACCCCUCCUCAGAAUUCCUUUUCCCUCUGAACUUAGCUGCAGUUGGUUCAGUAACCGGGGGAAAUGAACUUUCUCCGCAACAACAUAUUCUGCCAUGUAAUGCACAGUAUUUGGGAGUGGCUUGUCUUAGAUGGGGAAUCAAGACACAUUAACUUCCUCAAAGACCUCCUCCUGGUGGAGAGGAAAACUGACAGAAGUGGCUUGUUGAUAUGGAUCAAUAUGGCUGCCUGCACUUUUGGAGUCUGCUUGGGGAUGUAGCUACGAAGAGUGCCUACACUUCAAAAUUGACUGCUACAUCAUUGUCAAAAAGUCCAUGUCUGGAACUCACCAGUGCAGGAGACAUGAGUAACAGGGACAGCUCUGUCGACUGUGGCAGAUUGCUCAAAACCAUAAAGGUCCUCUCUAGCAACAAGCAAUUAUGGAAAGAUUCGGUGCUGCUCAGAAGCCGUAAGAGAGUCUCCAACCUGCGCUUCCGCUGCAUCGUGGAUCCCGUGAAGGUGACGGUGAAAAUGGGCAACCCACAAGAGUCCAAGGACUGCUGCUCCCAAGCCGGCCGGAAGAGUAAGGCCUACUACUAUGGGGAGUGCUCAAGCCGUCACGACACAGACGACAAGAAGGCCAGCUGGUACAGGGGCCAGCAAGAGCGCCAGAGCAGUCAGUGCAGCUCCCACCUCUCAGGCACGGAAACGCCCCAGCCGGCAUGUCCCGCGGGAUCGGUCGCCUCCUGGGUGCGCUUCAGCUUCAGGGCUCCCGAUCAGGCCGCCGAGGUGGGAACCAGCACCGCCCACUAUGGUGUCCAUGCACGGAACCACCAAAGGCCCACUGGGGAUAAACAGCACAGCUCAGAGGCUGCGGCAGAAGGGAGCCAGGGACAGAGGUUCCUGCAGCAUCCUGUUGGCCUGAACACAGAAGAGCUUGGCCCCCGCCCCUCCGAGCAGCCCCACGGCCACCUGAACCAUCAGGCCAGCGAGACCCAUUUCAUCCCCAGCCCGAUCCUGUCAGGCCCCAGGCGGGUGGUGUAUUCUGCCAUGGCUUCAGAUACCGCCUCCAGAACACACCUCAAUGGCGAAGAUUAUGCCUACCCACAUUCCCCGAGAGGCCCCCAGCAUCGGCUUGGCCUAGAGUGGCACCCGCACCUGCCGGCAGCACAGCAAGCGGAAGUGUAUGUCUACCUGGUCAGCCCGCUGCUCCCCAGCCCAGAACACAACCCCGAGCAGCUCGACCAUCCCUUCUCAGCCCCUCAGACCCUCUCUGGGAAAGACGCGCUCACCAACCGGAUGUCGCUCAGCCGGAACAGGGGAAGUACAAGUCCGGGGCCAGCAGCCCAGGGGAGCAGUGACACCCAUAAGCAACGCAAGAGCAUCUGGGAGAGGAAGCACCAGAAAAGGUCUCUGCAGACAACUGCAGACUACGAGAAACUGGCAGGAAGCAGCGGUGGCGGAGCUGGUGUGGCCCAUCCUGAACUGCUCUCCCACAAUCCCUCUGCCUUGGCAGACAGGGCGAGGGGAGGGUUUGACAUCAUAUCACCCAAUAUGGCCAGCUGAAGACACCUUUCGGGAAGGGCAGACUGCCCAGCUGAGCUUCAUACCCUGAAUCAGCAGAUGGAGUCCUUCAGAAAGGGAAGAACCGCCUCGUCUGCUUUUCACUGGGCAUGCUUGGGCCAAUUAAAAUAAAAGCAAGGCACAAAAAAUUUUGUGCAGAAAUUCUAAAGGA